GUCAUGUCAAGAGAAGAGGCGAGUGGAACCUAACUGCUCCUGGACUUUUCUUCUUUGCAAACAAGACACGAAUCAAUCUGAAGCAGUUUACAAGUUUACUGUGAAAAGGAAACUCGUUCUUUCGUUGCAUUAAAUCCUAUAACUAUAAGCUGCGGAGCGCAUUUCGGAGGAUAUUGGCGGAUCAUCACAUAAUGUUUCCAGUAGGGAGGGAGCUUGACCUUUCUCAGCGUGUUUUUGAUCGUGGUGCUGUCAUGUGAAGGAAGAGGUCCUCCAUGGGUGAGUCGUCAUGUGGAGGAAAGACAGAUGGCGACACUUGGCAACACUGUGCGACUGCCUUGCCCUGUGGAGGGUGACCCCCCUCCUCUGGUGCUGUGGGUGAAGGAUGGGCGUAAUGUGAACCCAGGCUGGACCCGCUACAAGGUUCUGAAGCAGAGCCUGAAGAUCAAAGAAGUGGAACUGGAGGAUGCCGGCUUGUACAUCUGCCGCAUCACCAAUGGAUUUGGCAGCCUCGCCCUCAACUUCACACUCAUUGUAAUUGAUGAUGCAGCCGUGACACAGAACCAAAUUCCACCAACUGCACCAGAACCAAAUGCAGAGCCAAUCCUGCAGGACCCUUUGGUGAAGCCACGAUUCAGCCAGCCUGCUAAGAUGCGUAGGCGAGUGCUAGAGCAGCCUGUUGGCAGUACAGUUCGACUAAAAUGUCUGGCAAGUGGCAAUCCAGAACCGGUUAUUACAUGGUGGAAAGACCAGACCCAGCUUCCCGGUCUGCACCACAAUAAACGGCCACAGUGGACUCUGACUCUGAAGAAUCUGCAGCCACUGGACAGUGCCAAAUACACCUGUCAUGUCUCCAGUGUAGCUGGGCACAUCAAUGCCACCUAUAAGGUGGAUGUAAUUGAGCGCACCAACUCAAAACCUAUUCUUACUGGUACUCAUCCUGUCAACACGACUGUGGAGUUUGGUGGGACAGCCUCUUUCCAGUGUAAAGUUCACAGUGAUGUGAAGCCAGUGAUCCAGUGGCUGAAGCGAGUUGACCCUGGCACUGAGGGGCGCUAUAACUCCACUCUGGAGGUAGGAGGGCAGCAUUUUGUGGUGCUUCCCACCGGGGACGUCUGGUCUAGACCUGAUGGUUCCUACCUCAACAAGUUGGCCAUCGUCAAAGCUCGGGAAGAGGAUGCUGGAAUGUAUAUCUGUCUUGGGGCUAAUACCAUGGGCUACAGCUUUCGCAGUGCCUACCUCACUGUACUUUCAGAUCCCAAGGUGGAAAAGGAAGUCAUUCCUCGCCACAUUAGCCCCGGACUUCCCUGGCCAUUGAUCAUUGGCAUCCCUGCUGCAGCCCUCCUCAUCGUUGGAGCCAUCGUGCUCUGGUUGUGUCACAGUCAUAGGCGGCAGAGCGCUUUGCCUCCCAGAUCGAUGACCUAUCGAGACCACCACAUUCCAGACAAAGAACCCAGCAUGCCCAGCAGCAUCGGCCCUGAAAUACCCAACCAGAGACUAAUGGGAAUGGGGCCCCCAACUCUCAGUGGUCCCUCAAAGAUUUAUACCAAGGUCUACUCGGACCUGCACACUCACACGCACACACACUCCCAUGCACACAUGGAGGGCAAAAUGCACCAGCAUUUCCAUUACCAGUGUUAACCAGUUACCAAUGUCUUCAUCAGUUUACCAGUGCUGCUGCUUAUGUUUUCAUGAGCUCUCUAAAGCCACCGCUUGAGGACCACAAAUGUAUUUUAGAACUACACAAGACUGGAAGCAAUUUGGAGAGACCCAUGAGUAUUGAUAAAAAAGCUUUUCAAUAACACAAUGUGGAUCAGAGAAGCAUGUUCUGGUGGAUCUCAUUUACAUUGAAUUUCUUCAGGUCAGGGAAAACGUUUUGCAGUUAGUAAGGCUGUAAUGGACCUAAAAGUUGUUUCAACUUAUAAUAGUGAAUUCAGCCAACCAAUGUGAGUGCUAACACUCUUGAGAACAAUACUGGGACCCUCUGCUAUAGACAAGCCAAGCAUUACACAGGAAGUGCAGUGGAAAUACUUUAUAUUUGGUAAAACUGUGAUGAUAUCUGUUAAGAGAAAGCUAGUGGCACAAACAAGGCUGUUUACAAUAUGUUCAGUACUUUACUGUCAGUAAGUUAGAAAGAUGUGGUGUUUUCUGCUCCUUUGUUUGUUUGUUAUAUGUUUUGCAACAUUAUAUUGUGAAGAAACUAUGCAAGAAAAUCGUGUACUUAUGUCAGGGAAUCUGGCUGGAUGGUUAAAUGUAUAGGGGGUAAGGGCUUCUGUUGUAUUAGCAUUCAAAUGUAUAUUGUGUGUAUGUAUUCAAGCUCAACUUUCUAUUAAUUGCAGUAUUACUUUAAUGUACUUUCUCUAUGCCAAGACAAUCACACUGUUUGCUAAUUGCAAUAUGAGCAAACUGUAUUUUAUUUAGCAAAUUAUAGAUGGACUGUAACCAUGGUAAUUUACCAAUACUAUUUGAUGAUAAUACAUUUUCCAUCUCCCAAAAACACUAGUCACUCCAGCAGGUCUUUAGAGAGACAUGCUGUCUACAGAAUACAAAUCUCUUCAGUCCAUAAAUGUGAUAUGUAAAUGUUUAUCUAAGAUACUGCAUGCUGCAAUUUUACUUUGGUGCUCAUUUAAGGUUAUUUUAAUAAUAUCUUUGUGAAAAAUAAAUAAUUUUCUAUUUUCCCCUGUGCAUUUACAGUUUUACCCCAAAUAUUUCACACAAAAGUUUGCAUGUUUUUGGUGGGAAUUGAAAGUUGGUUGCCACCGCAGUGGCUGUUGACUCUGUGUACCCUCCCUAGCAUGGCCUCACACCACUGUUAGUUCAACCGGCGGAGGAAUGCAAUGAGAAAAUCAAGUUAUUCUUUUCAACACCAGGAACGAAGGGAUAUAUUCCCAGCAGGAUUUAAUGGGUAUUAAUAUUUGGAUAGGGUUACACAGAGGGACUGCAGUUCGCAUGGCUUUUCCCUGUGGAUGACAAUGGCAAGAAAAACUCCCCCACCAAAAGCCCCAGAGGUGAGUGCUGACUGAGCACUGGACUUUUGACCUUUUGCAAGAAAAAAAGGAGGAUAAAUACUGAUUGGAAGUAAUGAAACAGUUCUUUAAAUGAAAGAACUGCAGUCCCUGACAAACCAAUUACAGAGGCAAUGUAGACAAGCAAGGCUAGUCUGCCAUCUAGUGGCAAUAUUUGGUGUUACCAGUCAAUUGUGCAAUUACAGUGGCUUAAACAAAACUUCUACUCUACCUGUUUACUAAAAAUUGAGUUACAUAGUAAGUUCCUGGAUUACUAUAGAGCUAAAAUAUAUAUAAAAAAGUUUUUAUUUAGUUUAUAUUUUGGGUCUUUGUAAAUAUAUGCUAAUAUAUAAUAUGUAUUGUGAAGUUUUGUUACAACAGGGAAAACAAUAGCAAAUUAUUCAUAAUUGCAGAUAGUGUCUCCAAUAGUACAGUAUCCUCCACUGAAACACAACAGAAUGUUCUUUGAGCUUCCUGCAAACCAAAAUACAAGUUUCAGAUGUUGAUUCCCCUUGUUUGAUAUCAGUGCAAUGGAAACUGCCUUUAAAAUAAUUUCAAACAUCAUUAAUUAAAUUAUUGUGUGUG
Molecule: messenger RNA, 3587 nt
Organism: Xyrauchen texanus (razorback sucker)
Lineage: Eukaryota; Metazoa; Chordata; Actinopteri; Cypriniformes; Catostomidae
Product: fibroblast growth factor receptor-like 1
Exons: 7
Coding region: 304-1638 (444 amino acids)
Cellular component (GO): plasma membrane
Molecular function (GO): fibroblast growth factor binding; fibroblast growth factor receptor activity
Source: RefSeq, a predicted model, not a curated record